AUGAAGUUCUCUCUUCCAGUCCUCGCUCUUGCCACCCUUGCCGCGGCCUCGCCUUACCCCCGCCAGGAGCCCACCAUCCCCGGCCUCAGCUUCAAGAACGGUCACGCGGACCUCUUCACCGCCUCGCCGGCUCAGUGCACCCCCAAUGGUAACGCUACGGACAGGUGCUGCCCGUCGGGCCGCAACGCGUGUCCUCAGGGCUGGAGCUGUUUCCAGGCCCUCGGCAAGGAGCAGUGCUGCCCGCCUGGCUUCGAGUGCCACGCCGAUGGUACGCUGCGCCAGAAUGGCUCCGACGAUGUCGACGUCGCGAAGAACGGAUGCGAGUUCGUUUUGGUCUGCAUCACCAUCAUCUGCGGCUUCUCUCUUGUGUGCAGCUAA
This is a messenger RNA of Cutaneotrichosporon oleaginosum, 378 nucleotides long. RefSeq lists its product as uncharacterized. NCBI's taxonomy places the organism in Eukaryota, Fungi, Basidiomycota, Tremellomycetes, Trichosporonales, Trichosporonaceae. The record is from RefSeq and is a predicted model, not a curated record.